UGGACCAUGUCUUUUUUAAUAAUAUAUUGUCGAUGCCAUGAGCAAUGUCAAAAAUUAUUUUGCUUUGUUUAGGUUAUCUGUCAUUUAUCUGUUUUAAAAUUUACUUAGAUUAUUGAAUUACGUUCGAGACUAUAUUCUAAAAUCAGGAUGAACAUCGCUAAAGACGAUGAUGAAUUUNNGUUCAGCAGCGAAAAGCGAUCAUUCUGCUUCGAAAACAAUGAAGUGGAUCAGCUGUUCGGAGUAUCGAAGAACGAAACUGAAAAAUUGUGGGCCGGAAUCUCAGAUAGAUCGCUUUCUGAAAGUAGUUUUAGAUGUACCGAUGAUCUUCAAACAACAAAACCAUUGUUCUCGAUCAUAUCUGAAAAGACACUUUCAUGCAUUUUAGCUGCGGACAAGUUACAGGAUAUAAAUACAAAAACAGCUGUUGAGCAGCCAGACAUAACUUUGAGAAAGAUAUUGCUUGGUCAGCCAUACACAUUAGAACAAUACAAGUCUCUUGCUAGCAAAACUGCCUUAUUAGAUGCCGCUAUUUUAAGUGGAGAUGGAAAUGCUGUUUUAAUAAUAAUUUUAUUUCUUACAAAGACUUUGAAACGGUCAUUUGUGCAAAGAUUAUUAGUAGAGAGACCAGAAGCAGUAAAUAUAUAUAUACAUUAUCUUUUUAUAAGACUGCAAACAAGUGAAAUAACUGAUAUUUUAACAAUGCUGGGUCAUUCCUCGAUUGCUGCUAUGAAGAAUCUUCAUAUUAUUAUAAAGAACACAAGAGACCCAAACAGAUUGCUGCAAAAACUUCAUAAUUGCCAGAAAGCACAUUUUGCCAUGUUACCUGAUUGUAAAGAAGUCAUAUUUUUGGAAUCUUACAUUAAGUUAUUGGAAUGGCAAAUAGCAAUCAACCAGAAAAAGGACAAUGAAGAGUUCCCAUUAAAUUCUUCUAUUCGAGAAUCUCUGCAUUAUGCAUGCAAACAUCAUUACAAUACACCGAACACAUUUGUCGCAAUAUCACCUAUAACGCUCUCUCGAGACCAUGACAUUUCUCCUAGACUAUAUCAAAAAAUCGCUAUACAAGUUAAAGCUGCCUAUGGUGGAUGGGACGAUAUCGAUCGUUUACUUUUAACAAAAGGAAUACUUGGUAAUACAAAGCUACAAACACAUUUGCAUAUAGAAGAUAUUUUGAAAAUACUGUAUGAACACAAUGCACCAUGCACCAUACUCGAAAAGUAUUUGAAAUUUGUCGACGAUUUAGAGAAACGAUUGGAGAUGGCAAAGAAAUUAUCUUGCCAUACAAUAGUAAUCGAUAUAUAUAUACAACAAGGGGACCGAAUGAUGCUGGUGGAUUACAAAGCAAAAUUGCAACCUCAAUCGGAAGAAUAUUUUUAUGCCGAAAGCGCGUUACAUUUACCACACGUCAAAUGGAAAAGUUAGGUCUGUUGAACAUGUAAUUAAUAAACAUGAAAAAUAAUAUAU
Messenger RNA from Formica exsecta, 1461 nucleotides. Its product is annotated as spermatogenesis-defective protein 39 homolog. Lineage: Eukaryota; Metazoa; Arthropoda; Insecta; Hymenoptera; Formicidae. Gene Ontology annotation, cellular component: cytoplasm. The transcript is spliced from 10 exons. Gene Ontology annotation, biological process: intracellular protein transport; vacuolar transport. Bases 148 to 1419 code for a protein of 423 amino acids. The record is from RefSeq and is a predicted model, not a curated record.